This is a messenger RNA of Perkinsus marinus ATCC 50983, 268 nucleotides long. RefSeq lists its product as hypothetical. NCBI's taxonomy places the organism in Eukaryota, Perkinsozoa, Perkinsida, Perkinsidae. The annotation marks the transcript as partial. The transcript has a single exon. The record is from RefSeq and is a predicted model, not a curated record.
AUGCCCGCCCCCACCCCCUUAGCAUCCUGCUUUGGUUCUAACGCUGAGGAACUUGCCCCUCGCACUGCUCUUCUAUCUGCUCUCUCCCAUAUCGGUAUCGACGAUCCGUCAGCUUUGGUGAACUUUGCUAAAGAGAGUAGUGCUCUGCAACAAGUCGCCCAGACUGCGGCUAUCCCCGAAGUCUCUUCGCUAGGGAAGGAUAAACAAUCUAUCGCCCUUCUACAUCUCAAAUACGAGAGAAUUCUUCGGUCGGCAUUGACCGAAGCGA